Seriola aureovittata is the source of this 1144-nucleotide messenger RNA. RefSeq names its product POP5 homolog, ribonuclease P/MRP subunit (gene pop5). NCBI's taxonomy places the organism in Eukaryota, Metazoa, Chordata, Actinopteri, Carangiformes, Carangidae. The transcript is spliced from 5 exons. The coding region runs from base 126 to 629 and encodes 167 amino acids. Gene Ontology annotation, cellular component: ribonuclease P complex. The record is from RefSeq and is a predicted model, not a curated record. Gene Ontology annotation, biological process: tRNA 5'-leader removal. Gene Ontology annotation, molecular function: ribonuclease P RNA binding.
UGUACCAUGUCAAGUACAUCAAGUGUCGGUUGCUAUUAAUGUCCACCGUGUGGCGCUACUGCAUUUCCCCGGAUAGCGGAUAGGUUUGUUGACGGAAGUUCCCACAGAAGAAGAGUGGAGCAGCGAUGGUACGCGUGAAGUCGAGGUAUUUGCUGUGCGAAGUCAACGUGUCGGACCGGAGCCGCCUGUUGCUGCUGGAUGACCGAACUGUUGCGGUUGCAGUGAAGGCAGCGGUGGCCCGCACACACGGGGACUACGGAUUAGCUCUCAGCAGUGUCGGAUUCUCGGUGAAGUAUCUGAAUGCUCAUACUGGAAUAGUAUUUCUGCGUUUGCCCAAAAGGUGUUACAGACUCCUCUGGUCUGCAUUGCCUUUCAUAACUAGUGUUGAAGCUCGUGGGCAGAAGAUUCCAUGUUUUCUAAACUGUUUGCAUGUGGGAGGAACAAUUAGAACAUGUCAGAAGUUUCUGAUUCGAUAUAAUACCCAGCAGCUCCAUCGAAUGCUCCCUAAAUGUAAAAACGAAGAGGAAAAACAACAGGUUCGCCAAGCAAUUCUGAAUUGCUCCCUAACAAGAGGAAAGAAUGAAGCAUUAGAAGAUGAUUUAGGAAGUGAAGAAGAUGAAGGAGAGUGACUUCACAACGUGCAGUAAAAGGUGGCAGCUAUGUUGUUCUCCCUGGAUGUCUGGCUCUGACUAUUUUGGUUACAAGACUAAUAGGGGGGAGAUAUGAAGCAAUUGAAGAAAUGCAUACCCAGCUGCGUGGAAACAUGGUCCCCUGCCGCUGCUCAGCGGAUUUGUAACCACAGAAAGAUGACUGACCUUAUGCCUGUUUUCAACAAAGGAACACAUUACAUUGUGUUUGUUUUACUUUGUCACAUAAGUAAUUUGGGUUGGCAGGAUGACCUGAUGGUCAGCAUGAAAAUUUUUUACAGCAAGGUGAGGUUUGUUUCCAAUGCUGAUUUAGUAUCUGUUAUUUGUUUUGGAUAAGGCUCAGUGUAAAUAAAACUGCAGUCGCAUAGCAAAAUAAGACUGUGGCCUAAUUCUGAAGAAAUAGUGUUUAUUUUUUUUAUGAAUUUCUUUUGUAUUUAUACUAUGUUUUGUCGUAGCUAAUCUGUAUUUUAUUUCCAAAUUAAAGAACUACUUUGGAA